Lotus japonicus is the source of this 870-nucleotide messenger RNA. RefSeq lists its product as uncharacterized. NCBI's taxonomy places the organism in Eukaryota, Viridiplantae, Streptophyta, Magnoliopsida, Fabales, Fabaceae. The record is from RefSeq and is a predicted model, not a curated record. Bases 1 to 870 code for a protein of 289 amino acids. Gene Ontology annotation, molecular function: nucleic acid binding; zinc ion binding. The transcript is spliced from 2 exons.
AUGGAAGCACUAGGAAGAUGCAAUUGCAUUGCAAAAGAGAACUAUGAAACUAACCAAGCAUUUGUUUUUGUUCUACUUUCAGCAACUAUUGGUUCGAUAUCUGCUAAUCUGAGUUCGGUUCCGAUCCUUGAUGGAACAAAUUUUAAGGAUUGGAAAGAGAACAUGGAAAUUGUUCUUGGCUGCAUGGAUCUUGACCUUGCACUAAGGGUGGAGAAACCCGCUUCUCCUACGGAAUCUAGUACCUCUGAACAGAGGAAAGAUUAUGAGAAGUGGGAUCGCUCCAAUCGCAUGAGUCUUAUGAUCAUUAAGCGCGGCAUUCCUGAGGUCUUUAGGGGUACUAUCUCGGAAGAGAUAAAAGGUGCCAAAGAAUUCCUUGCUGAAAUUGAAAAGCGCUUUGCAAAAAGCGAUAAGGCGGAAACAAGUACUCUUCUUCAGAACUUGAUUUCCAUGAAAUAUCAGGGCAAAGGAAAUAUAAGGGAAUACAUUAUGGGCAUGUCAAAUAUUGCUUCAAAACUUAAGGCGCUAAAGCUUGAGCUGUCGGAUGACUUGCUCAUUCAUUUAGUAUUGCUUUCUCUUCCUGCACAAUUCAGUCAGUUUAAGAUAUCUUAUAACUGUCAAAAGGAGAAAUGGUCUCUUAACGAGCUCAUUUCAUUUUGUGUGCAAGAAGAGGAAAGGUUGAAGCAAGAAAGGAAAGAAAGUGCUCAUUUUGUUAGCACCUCUAAAGACAAGGGCAAAAGAAAGAAAACUGUUGAGCCCAAGAAUGAAGCUGCAGAUGCUCCAGCACAAAAGAAACAGAAAGAGGAUGAUACCUGUUACUUUUGCAAUGUGUCUGGGCAUAUGAAAAAGAAAUGUACUAAAUAUCACGCUUGA